AAUGACAUGGAUAUAGAAGCGACAUAAAAACAUGGCGUCUGGCGUUUGGCCUUUCUUCUUCGCGCUGUGUCUCACCGCUGGUGUCGCGGUUGCGCUCCUUUACCCGCAUACUCUAGACCAAAUACAGCUUGACGCGAACUUGACGCUGGGCCUGGCCUGCUUCUUCCUGGGCCUCAGCUGCAACGCUGCCAAGCUUGUAGACCUGUUCGGCACGCCCCUGGGGCUAGGGAACCUAGCUUUCAGCUCUUUUAAUGGGACCUUCGUGUGGCCAGCGCUGGGCCUUGCGGCAACAGCAUUGGCGGUGCAGUCGGGGCUGCCGUUUGCGGUGGCGGUGGGGCUGGCACUGUUAGCCGCGUGCCCUGUGGGCGGCCCGUCCAACGCGGUCAACGUCCACAACGCCGGCGGCUCGCUGGAGGCCUCGGUGCUGCUGUGCGCCGUGUUCACGCCGGCAGCGCUGAUCACCUUCCCCUACGCCUUCCACCACUUUGUGCUCUUCCUGCUGGACCAGCCGCUGGUGGACGACGCCAGCCGGGGCGCCGACGCCGCGGCCGCGGCCGCUGAGGCCGAGCUGCGCGCGCACCUGAAGGCGGCGGCAGGGGCGGUGGGCGGCACGGUGACGCCGGCCGUCAUGGCGGCAAUCCGGAACCAUGCGCUGCUCUCCGCCGCGUUGCCCAUCGCCCUGGGGGUGGCGCUGUCUGCCACGGUGCUGCCGCAGCGCCUGGCCGCACAGGCAAAUCGGUUCGGACCCAUGGCGGCGGCGAGCAUGAUUGUGCUCACAUGCGUGCCCAAGACCGCGGCCAACGCGGCUGCGGUGGCGGCCGCCGGCCCUGAGGUGGUGGGCUGGGUGGCGGCGCUGCACGUGGUCGCACUCGUGCUGGGCUAUCUUAUUCCCGCGGGGGUGGGCUCGCCCGCCCGCACCUGCCGCACCUCGGCCUUCCAGACGUCCAUGCGCAACCCGGCCCUGGGCCUGAUGCUGGCGGCGGCACUCUUCGGCGCCACGCCGCACUUCCCACUGGUGGCGGCGCCGUGCAUCAUCAGCAUAUUCAUUCAGAACACGUUGGGCGCCUGGAGCGCGCUGGCCGCUGGACUGCGGGCGAACCUGGGCUCGCCGGAGCGCCUUGCGUCGGAGCAGGGCACGCCGCUGAGCCCGCGCGCGCUCCAAACGCAGUCCAAGGAGUCCAUACUUAAGCAGCCUACCGUCCGGAGGUUGUCCAACCCGCCGACGUUCAAGGACUAUGAUAAAGAGGAUUGACUGCCGCAUGCGGCUGCUGGCAUCCCUGGAUUGCCUGCUGCACCGUGGCACAAGGCGGGGGUUUAGGGUUUAGGGUUGGCAUGUUGAACACUUUCAGCAUCACCACCUUGCGCUUUGUAUACUAGUGACCCAUCAUGGCCCGGCCGACAUGCGCAUGAAGGAGGGCAUUGUGGUGUCACUGGGCUGCCCGUUCGAUCUGGACUAAGGGCGGCAUCGCGAUGUCACUGGGCCGCCCGUUUGGUCUAAACUUGAGGGCGGCAUCAUGCCCAUCAGCAACGUGCGCGAACAAGUCGGACGGCAGGGUGGUAGGGAGGCGGGGCGCCAGGGAGGCGGGGCGGCAGGGUUGUGGGGUUGCGUGUGCGGCUGCUUCUUUACGAGGUUUUGCAUCAACCUGUGCUGCAGCGCGGCUUGAGGUGGUGGGCAUUGCGGUUUGACAUUGUUCCAUACACAUUCUUGAGUGCAUGUGUAGCAGAACUUGCGAUAAGUAUCUUAGUACGGUAUUGUGUGGUAGACAUACCAGUUGUGCUGACUGGAGGCUGACGCACAUGGGGGAGGUGGGGUCUCCGCCACCCGGGACGUGGCAUACGUACUGUUAAGGGGAAGAAGUCAAGGUUGCAGAUAUGGUCCAAGAUUUGAGGGGUAUCCCAGCGUCCGUAUAUGCCCUGGUCCUGAGUCCAGGUGUUUCUUGCUUGUCACAGGGAGGGCUUUAGCACGCGCCACCGGGUGACUGGGUGGCUCACCCGCUAGUACCCCUGGUUGGCAACAGAUGUUUGGGCACGCGCGCCAAACUGGUCUGAUGACACCGCUUGAAGGGGCAUGUAAGGGUGUCAUGGAGGUGAUAUGUGACCACAUUGUGCUUGGUCUAAUGUGGGCGUGGGUGGCUACUGGCCUGGUCGUCGACCAGGUCGCAGCGCAGCCGGGCGUGCUGCGGUGGUGUCAUGCUGCGGAU
Chlamydomonas reinhardtii is the source of this 2201-nucleotide messenger RNA. RefSeq lists its product as uncharacterized. The record is from RefSeq and is a predicted model, not a curated record. The transcript has 9 exons. Bases 32 to 1252 code for a protein of 406 amino acids. NCBI's taxonomy places the organism in Eukaryota, Viridiplantae, Chlorophyta, Chlorophyceae, Chlamydomonadales, Chlamydomonadaceae.